Parnassius apollo (apollo) is the source of this 2118-nucleotide messenger RNA. The record is from the annotation of a GenBank genome assembly. NCBI's taxonomy places the organism in Eukaryota, Metazoa, Arthropoda, Insecta, Lepidoptera, Papilionidae.
AUGGACACACAGAAAAAGAGUAAAGUUUUGUCAUGCGACCCGGCCAACACCCGGCGCCACCUCUCCGGGCAAGGUGGUGUGAAAUGUGCUACCGGCCUUGCCAUCGCGACUCACCAGGCGACGCCGCAAGGAAUUCACUAUUCUGGUGCAUCUACAGCUUCAACACCCAUAGCUAAGCAAAUAUACUCCAUCGGGACUUGGAACGUUCGCGGCCUCAUUCAAGACGGGAAACUAAGCAUUAUAGAAACAGAAAUGCAAAGAAAGAAAAUUGACAUACUUGAUUUGAGUGAAACUCACCGCAGAGGCUCUGGCUAUUUUACAUCUGACUUGGGUAAUACAGUAUACUUCUCUGGACCUGAAAAUGAAAGCAACCGAGGAGUCGCAUUCAUCGUUCCACCACUAAUUAACAAAUGCGUUCUCGGAUAUAAAGCUAUUAACGAGAGAAUACUCACUCUUAAGCUAAACGCCAAACCAUGCAAACUAAACAUCAUCCAAGUUUAUGCCCCUACAGCUCAAAUAUUAUUGCGUACGUUGAACGCGCGGUCACGCGAAUUUGUCGCUAUGGUGCGUGAUGAUACCAGAAUCGAAGAACAGCUGCUACCUUUCGAAGAGGCGUUAGAGAAGACUGGUAAUGGAAUAUAUAACGUUCUGCUCGCGUUGACAUGUGCCCUGUCCCUUCUGGCAAUUGGUGCGGACCUGUUCGGCUUCAGCUUGGUGGUGACAGCCGCGUGUGACCUCGAGCUGACAGUCGCACAGAAGGGCAUUCUAACUUCAGCGCCGUUUGUUGGUAUUCUCUUAGUCUCCUAUAUCUGGGGCUACGUCUCAGACACCAAGGGCCGCAGAUUCACGCUACUGCUGUCACUGACGUUUGGUUUCAUAUUGUCCAGCAUCUGCAGCUUAUCUUAUGACUGGAUUACAUUAGGUGUUCUUAAAUUUCUAUCGGUGUGUUUUUCCUGUGCAGCGAACUCUGUAUCGUACACAUUGGUGGGAGAGUCCUGUGUUGGCAGAGUGAGAAAUAAGUACAUGGUCAUGAUGACCUGCUUCAUUCUGCUGUCUCCUGCAUUUGCUGCUAUUUUAACCUACCCAAUACUGAAACUUGACUUCGAAGUGCCGCUAUCAUUGGGAAUUGUCUUCAGACCCUGGCGGUUGCUAAACAUAGUCCUGGCUUUGCCGUCUGGGGUUGGGGCGGUUGCUGCGUAUUUCUUCCAUGAAUCGCCGAAGUUCCUCGCCAACUGCGGCAGGAAAGAAGAAGCUCUCGAAGUCAUGAGAUCCAUUUAUGCUGUCAAUCACUCUUGUACUAAGGAAGAGUUUGGGGUUACGUCUUUUACCAUGACUGAAGUGGAAAAAAAGAAAGGAUCCCUUAUCCGGUCAAUGUUCGAACAGAGCGCCCCUCUUUUCCGACCUCCCUACUUAUGGAGAACUCUACAGCUCUAUUAUAUAGUCGCUGUAGUUUUCAUCACGAACAACAGUUUCCUAGUGUGGCUUCCACAUAUACUAAAUCUGAUACGGAUAUCAAUGGAGAACGACACAGCUACUGGUAACAUCUGCGCUUUGAUAUCCGACGACAAUACGCUUUCGGCUGCAAAUAACACCGGCAACGGGUCAGUCAGUGGAACCACUGCAAACAAAAUUAAUCCAGAAAUUUGCCUUGGUACUAUAGAAGACGAUGUCAUCAUCACACUGAUGCUAUCUCAAUCGGUCUUCGCGUUCUUAAACUUCGUAAUAUCAUACCUCCCCAACCACAGGAGGAAAGUGAUGAUUUGCAUCUUAUGUCUAUCGUCGUUAAGUGGAUUUUUGGUCAGCACGACGCCAGAGCCGAUAUCCAGCGUGGUAUUUUUCAUGGUGUUCACAUCAACAUGCCUGGGCAUGGGUAUUUUAGCGUCGUAUUUCGUGGAUCAGUAUCCUACUUCACAUAGAGGAAUGGUGGCAUGUCUGAGCAUCAUGGUAGGACGGAGCAGCUCCUUUGUGGGUAUCAACCUGGUGGGCAAUUUAAUCUUCCAUCACUGUCAAAUAACCUUCUGUUUGUGGUCUUUACUUGUGCUAACUAGUAUUGCUGCAGCAUGGUUUCUACCGCCAGACAAGCCUUUGGAGUCAGCUGAAAAGUCUUCAAAAUUGUGA